Gregarina niphandrodes is the source of this 549-nucleotide messenger RNA. RefSeq lists its product as hypothetical. The transcript has a single exon. The record is from RefSeq and is a predicted model, not a curated record. Bases 1 to 549 code for a protein of 182 amino acids. Lineage: Eukaryota; Apicomplexa; Conoidasida; Eugregarinorida; Gregarinidae.
AUGAUCACGGUUGUGCGCGAAGUGGGCAUGGACGAUCUUACAGGCUCGGGGUUCGUGCAGCCAGCCGUCGAUAUACAGUGCUGUCCGAAUGACUCGUGCCGUCGGGACGACAUUGUCGACAGACUGAGGCAGGCCCUCACAAUUGUCCUCACAGACUCCGAAGACGCAGACUCCGAAGACGCUGUCACUGACCCUCUGUGUGCUGCCACUGACCCUCUGUGUGCUGCCACUGACCCUCAGGAUGCCGUUGUCGAAAAUCACUCCGUAGAGGGAAAUCCCUUGGAGAAAGAUUCGGGAAACAACUCCGGAGAGGCGGAAGGGGCAAGGGUCCGAGACGUCCGGCCCGACGACCAAGGCUGGAGUGACUGGAAUGAAUGGAAGAAGACCAGUCCGUUACUCAACGAGGAUUUGGGACUAUUGCCCUUGGACAUCCUCAAGAAAGUCGCAGUCAUGCUAGGCCUCAAAUCCAACGUAGGCACACACAUUCUUCACAGAGCUGGGACUCGUGUCGAAGACAGUGAUCGCCGGCACUUGCUUGCCCGUAAAUAA